AUGUUCUCUGAAGAAAGCGACAAGUUUGAGAUAAGUCCAAGCACCCCAUGUGGGUUCCUCCUCCCUUUUCAUCAACUUUGUUUGUCUCCUCAAUCACUUUGCUCUUUAGUUUACCCCCUCUUCAAUAUUCCUCCUCCUCUUCUCACUCUCACUUAUAACCCACUUUCCUUGAAAAAACAAUCUUCCCUUGUAAGUCUGGUUUUCAGCAUGUGGGAAUCAGAGAGUGAGUCUGCUGCAGGAAGGGAAUAUGGGACUGGACUUCUCACUUCAACCAAGCACAGUGUCAAGACUGAGGGAUUUCAGCAAAGAGGCAACUCAUGGUAUGUUUCAGCUGAUAUUCCAAGUGAUCUUCUAGUUCAAAUAGGAGAAGCAAACUUCCAUUUGCACAAGUAUCCUUUGCUAUCUCGAAGUGGAAAGCUGAACAGAAUCAUAUAUGAUUCUCGCGACCCUGACUUGAAUAAGAUAGUUAUGGACGAUCUCCCUGGAGGGGCUGAAGCUUUUGAACUUGCAGCUAAGUUUUGCUAUGGAAUUGCAAUUGAUUUAACAGCAGGCAACAUCUCUGGCCUGAGAUGCACUGCUGAGUACCUUGAAAUGACAGAGGACUUAGAAGAAGGCAAUCUUAUAUUCAAGACAGAAGCCUUUCUUAGCUAUGUGGUUUUGUCUUCAUGGAGAGACUCUAUAAUAGUGUUAAAAAGCUGUGAGAAGCUGUCGCCAUGGGCAGAGAAUCUACAAAUUGUGAGAAGAUGCAGUGAGUCCAUAGCAUGGAAAGCCUGUGCCAAUCCAAAGGGAAUAAGGUGGUCCUACACUGGAAAAAGGGCACCAAAAGUUGCGAGCCCAAAUUGGAAUGACAUGAAGGACUCAAGCCCUAGUAGGAAUCAGCAGGUUCCCCCUGAUUGGUGGUUUGAGGAUGUUUCAAUCCUUAGGAUUGAUCAUUUUGUUAGAGUCAUCACUGCUAUCAAGGUAAAGGGCAUGAGGUAUGAGUUGAUUGGUGCUGGAAUAAUGCAUUAUGCAACUAAGUGGCUACCUGGUUUGAUGAAUGACACAGCAAUCCCAGGAGAUGAAGGAACCAACAGUAGUUCUAGUAGUGGCGGUGGUUGUAGCUGGAACGGUGGACUUCAAAUGAUUGUGGCUGGACCUAGAGAUUACACUUCAACUCUUCAAGCUAAAGAUCAAAGGAUGAUCAUUGAGAGCCUCAUCAGCAUCAUUCCCCCACAGAAGGACAGUGUCUCAUGCAGCUUCCUGCUCAGGCUUCUGAGAAUGGCAAACAUGUUAAAGGUUGCACCUGCAUUAAUUACUGAAUUGGAGAAAAGGGUGGGAAUGCAAUUUGAGCAAGCUACACUGGCUGAUCUGCUAAUCCCAUGUUAUAACAAAAAUGAUACUGUUUAUGAUGUAGAUCUUGUUCAGAGGCUGCUAGAGCAUUUUCUUAUUCAGGAGCAGACUGAAAGCUCAAGCCCAAGCAGACCACCCUUUCCUGAGAAGCAAGCUAGCAGUAACAUUAAUGCCAAGACAAGAGUGGCAAGACUUGUGGACAGUUAUCUUACUGAGGUUUCCAGAGAUAGAAACCUUUCCCUCACAAAGUUCCAGGUACUUGCAGAAGCUUUGCCUGAGUCAGCUAGGACCUCUGACGAUGGACUCUACAGAGCAAUUGAUUCCUAUCUGAAGGCACAUCCAACACUAACUGAGCAUGAAAGAAAGCGGCUCUGCCGUGUAAUGGAUUGUCAGAAACUCUCCAUUGAUGCUUGUAUGCACGCUGCCCAAAAUGAAAGGCUUCCAUUGAGGGUAGUGGUGCAAGUUCUAUUCUCUGAACAGGUGAAGAUAAGCAAUGCAUUAUCCAACAGUUCUUUGAAAGAAGGUGUUGAGUCUCAUUACCAGCCAAUGAUUCCAAACCGGAAAACACUCCUAGAAGGGACACCACAAUCAUUCCAAGAAGGGUGGGCAGCAGCUAAGAAAGACAUCAACACACUCAAAUUUGAACUUGAGACUGUGAAAACCAAGUACUUGGAGCUACAAAAUGACAUGGAAAAUCUGCAGAAACAGUUUGAUAAGUUGCUGAAGCAGAGGCACACCUCAGCAUGGACCAGUGGGUGGAAGAAACUAAGCAAACUUACAAAAAUGACCAACGUGGAAAAUCAUGAUAUUUCACCUCAGCUUCCAACUUCAGAAGAACAGAACAGAAAGACAACAACUAGAAGGUGGAGAAACUCAAUAUCCUGA
Messenger RNA from Sphenostylis stenocarpa, 2214 nucleotides. The record is from the annotation of a GenBank genome assembly. Lineage: Eukaryota; Viridiplantae; Streptophyta; Magnoliopsida; Fabales; Fabaceae.